Molecule: messenger RNA, 495 nt
Organism: Saccostrea cuccullata (small rock oyster)
Lineage: Eukaryota; Metazoa; Mollusca; Bivalvia; Ostreida; Ostreidae
Exons: 2
Molecular function (GO): protein binding
Source: RefSeq, a predicted model, not a curated record
GCUAAGUGUCGUACAUGAAUGUAGAGAAGCCAUUUGUCUGGAAAAAAAGAUUUAUUACCUCUGAACUUUUUUGCUUCGUUCGUGUCCAAUUUUUAAAAGAGGAAUAUUUGUGCAAAAUGUCAUCUUUAACAGUACUUUUUGUUGUCGGACUGUGUGGAAAAUUGUGUUUCUGCUUGAAUCUGACGAACCAUGGGAAUGAAAUUGCACACCUGAAACAGCUUGUUCAACAGCUGAAUACUAGUCUUCAUCAAAUGGUCGCUGAAAACCGUAAAACGGCAACUAACAACAGAAAUGAGAUUAAUCAACUGAAAAACGAAACAAGUCAUCUGAAAUCAAAUUUCAACACACAAAGUCAAGGUCCAAUUGCUUUCACGGCGGCAUUAACGCUUAAUACGGAAUAUUUGGCUGGGAACACGGUUGUUUUUGAUAAAAUAAUUCUGAAUCUUGGAAACGCUUACCAUGAAAGUUAUGGACACUUCACAGCUCCAGUACGGG